Messenger RNA from Halteromyces radiatus, 908 nucleotides. RefSeq lists its product as uncharacterized. Lineage: Eukaryota; Fungi; Mucoromycota; Mucoromycetes; Mucorales; Cunninghamellaceae. The coding region runs from base 68 to 718 and encodes 216 amino acids. The record is from RefSeq and is a predicted model, not a curated record. The transcript has a single exon.
CGCACCUUUUUUUUUUUAUUAUUUUCCUUCUCUUCCUUUACUUUUAAUAUUGUUUGUUAUCUCUUCAAUGCCAUUGGAUAAAUCCUCUAUCCAACAACAACAUAGUAGUAGUGCUACGACGAACGAUAACAGCAACAAUAGUGAUUUACCACCACCAUACACCGUUACCGACCAUAGCCGCAACAGCCAUACUAGUUAUAAUGAUGUCCCAAGCUACAAUCCUUCGUGUGUAAGUGAUGCUCAACCAUCAGCACCUUCCUUAUACCCUUCUAUUCCUCAACAAUUACCUCCAGUUGAUCAAAGAGUCUCAUUCCCCACGCCGCAACCAUAUAUCCAUCAUCCACCACCACCGGGUUUAUAUCAUCCUCAUUCCACUACUCCACUGCAACCUCCAUACGUUUCACAUUAUGGUAGUGUUCGUCAUAGUCAACCUGGUGGGUUCCAUACCAUCUAUAUUCAACAACAACAACCAAUAGUUCAUCGUCGAUUUCCUAUAGGUGCCAUUAUCUUUAUCUUGGGUUGGUUCUGUCCUCCGUUCUGGGUACUUGGUGCCUGUUGUUGUGCUUCCAGUAGUAAUCCCUAUGAAGCCUGGUGGGCUCGUCUGAAUUUGACCAUGGCCUUACUUUUAUUAUUCUCUUCCAUUCUUUAUUCCAUGUUGGCUGUCGUUAUGGGUGAUUGGUUCUUUGUACAGUCUUUCCUCUUUCGCCAAGAAAUCUAGUCAGAUGUUUCCCCCUUUUUUUUUUUUAUGGUCUCUUCCUUUUUUUUUUUAUGAUAUUCUCCAUGCCUUUAUAUCUUCUUCUUUUUACCCUUUUUAUUAUUAAUUUUAUUAUCAUUAUUACUAUUAUUACCAUUGUUAUUGCAAAUCCUUUUGUAAUAAAAUGAUCGGCAUUUUUUUUUUAAAAGAAAAU